UUAGAUCUGUACUUGCAUGCUCUACUAAAGUGAUUUCAAUGCUUUUUCUUUUAUAAAGUGCUUUGAUAUCAUGUGAAUUUCACUGUUUCAAUGAUUAUUUCUGUUUUUUUCUUCUAUGAAGAAUGGGAGGAAUCGAAUCUGAAAAGUUAGGGUUUUUCAAUAAAAAAAAUUAGUACCCAUAAAAAUGAUUUUUCUAUUUUUUUCUCUGUUGUUUAUGAAGAAUCUAAUCUGAAAAGUUAGGGUUUUCAAUAAAAAAUGAUUAGUACCCAUAAGAAUGAUGCUCUUGCCCUGAGUUGUGGAGGCAAUUUUUGUUGUAAAGUUGAAAUUUUUAUGUUUAUCGGGAACAACAGGUUUGCGUCAUAAUUUUCUUAAGCGUUUGUACUUUGUACUAUUGCUUAAUGAAUAAUAAGAAAUGUAAUGGUUAACGUAGCCGAUUCAAAAUUCUAGUACCAAUAUUAAAAGCUAUACUGUUUUGUCCUUAUUUGCUUUAUUUCAAUUCUGAUUCAUGCGAACACGGUAGUAAUACUUCUCUUAACACGUCAUAUAAAAGUUAGCAGGUACUAGCUGUAGCAGUUGUGAUAUUGAUUAAUUUCCAUCAUCUGACCAUGAACUUAGUUUCUGUUAGGCGUUUGUUUACUUGUAAUAUCCGGACAAUGAUAAUGAUGGUGCAGUAGUUGGAAAUAGUAGCUUAACAAUAGUGAUUUGGUAUAGUUUGUGUUGCAUGUGUAUGGGGUUUGUUAAUGAUGACCUGAACUUAAAACAUAGCGUAUUAUUGGCUAAUCUUAUUGCUAGUGGAUCCGUUAUUCUGAGCAACAUUUGCAAGUUAUGAACCCAUUCAUUUGUUUUGCAUAAUGCAUGUUGCAUGUUUAUUUAAUUUUUAUACUUGCCCAUUUUGUGUGUUUGUUUCUCCUGUUUGUAAUAUAUUUUCUGUGUUGUAUGUUUCAGUGGCAACAUUGAUAAGGGGAAGUGAAGUUUAGAGACAUUAGUUGCUACUGUAUUGAGAGUAAAAUUGAAUUUGUUUUGAAACAUAUAGAUAGAAACAGAGUCGGUCUAAAGAUUUUUGAGCAAAUGGUUCACAAAAGGUUAUGUCUGGAUGAUACAGAUAUUGUUAGCAUUUCUGUGUAUUGAAUGAAUGUGAGUAUAAGGUUGAAAAGAGUGGCAAAAAUAGACUUAGGGUUUGGUGUGCCAAUAGGUUUAACAGUAGAGGAACUGUUGUGUGUAAAUGGUUUGUUUUUGCUUCUAAACUACCAAAACAGUCCACAUUUGUAGCUGAGGGUAGUAAGGAUAGACUUAGGGUUUGGUGUGCCAAUAGGUUAGGCAGAUGAGGUUGAAGAACAAGUGUAAGGGUAGUAAGGAUAGUCGAAAUAGAACUGCAGACCCUUUAUUUGUAGCUGACAUUGUAAUGGAUAAGAUGAAGAAUAGCUCAAUGAAAGUAAUACCAAAACCUAAACAAAUUUGUAAUGAUUUCGAGGCUUCUCACCUCAUUAAAAUUUCUUACCAAACUGCAUGGAAGGCUAGGAAUUUAGUAUUAGAAAAACUACAUGGGAGUUAUGAAGACAGUUUCAAAGAUAUUCCACAGUUUUGUUAGAUGGUGACUGAUACCAACCCUGGUUCAGUUGCAAACUUCUCAUAUUGCCAUACUGACAUGAGGUUUGAGUCAGUGACCAUCAGUUUUGCUGAAGCUAUAAAAGGAUGGCGGGAAGGGUGUAGAUCAGUUUUUGGGCUUGAUGAUUUCCAUCUGAAUGGUAAAUGUGGUGGUAUGUUGAUGGCUGCAACAUGAUUAGAUGGUCAAAAUGGAUUGGUAACAUUAGGAAUAGGGGUUUUUAGCUCUGAGACAAUUGAGAAUUGGACAAUGUUUCUCACUGACUUGAGAGAUAUGCUUAAUUCACAUCCAAUGCCUCUGACCUUCAUUUCAGACAGGAAGAAAGGGAUACUUGAAGGUGUUCAAGCUGUGUUCCCAAAAUCACAUCACAGAUAUUGUUGGAGGCACUUAUAUUUGAACUUCAAGAAACACUACAAGGGACAAAAACUGUAUGCCUCACUAUGGAAUGCAGCAAAAUGUUACAAACUGAUGCAUUUCCAGAAACACAUGGAAGAGAUGAGGCAAGAAAAUCCCUUGGCUGUGAAGUACCUAGAAGAUGCUGGUGUUGAGUCUUGGUCUAGGGCUUUCUUUGAUGACACUAGUAAAUGUGAACACCUAAACAAUAACUUUUGUGAGUCCUUGAAUUCCAUGGCAAAAAAUCUUAGGGACAAACCAAUCUGUAAACUAUUAGACCUUUACAAUCAGUUGGUUAUGGGUAUUUUUCAUAAGAGAAGAACAGAGAGUGCAACAUGGAAUCCUAAAAAAUUGGUUCCAAAAGCAAUGAAACUGAUUGGGAAGAUAUUAAAGUUAGUUGGUGCAUUUGAUGUUCUACCACCUGUUUUGGGAAAAUAGGUUACAAAUGUAGGUAGCAAAGCAGUUUUUGUUGUUAACUUGGAAACAAAACAGUGUAGUUGUCUUCAAUGGCAAAUGAGAGGUUUUGUUUGCCAACACGCAGUUUGUUGUUUGAAGUCAUUGAGACCAGAUUGGACAAAGUACUGCUCUCACUAUUAUAUUGUUGCUGCAUACAGGGCCACAUAUGCACCAGCUAUUGCUCCAUUUACUGGAAAAGAUGACUGGCCUGAGGUGGUGAUGUUGGUCAGAAUCCUAAGGAAAAGAGGCCAAGAACUCAAGUAGAUGGUGCUACCUUCACCAGUAGACACCUGCACCCAUUUCUGAAAAAGGUAAAGCUAAGAAAAACAAGACAAGUUGGAAGGGUAAAUCAUCUCAAGCAUCUGCAGCUUCAGCUCCAUCUACUACAAAGAACCAGAAAAUGACUCAGGCAUUCUCAAGUGUUGGAUAUGUCCAACAAACAGUGAAGCAGACUUUUACAAAGAUAAAGAAAUACACCAAGACAAAAUGGUGAUAAUCUGCAGCAGUUUACUUGUGUCUUGUUGAGUUGCAGUUUCCUUUUGAAUGGUUUUUGGUUGAAAACUCUUAGUGAUGCAGUUUUAUCAGGCUUUUAUAUGAACAAUAGUGCUAUGUUGUGUUAUUUUGGAUCAUCUAUAAAUGAAGUACUUUUUAUUCCCACAA
Molecule: messenger RNA, 3112 nt
Organism: Papaver somniferum (opium poppy)
Lineage: Eukaryota; Viridiplantae; Streptophyta; Magnoliopsida; Ranunculales; Papaveraceae
Exons: 5
Coding region: 1853-2434 (193 amino acids)
Biological process (GO): DNA transposition
Molecular function (GO): transposase activity; DNA binding
Source: RefSeq, a predicted model, not a curated record